Adineta ricciae is the source of this 981-nucleotide messenger RNA. The record is from the annotation of a GenBank genome assembly. NCBI's taxonomy places the organism in Eukaryota, Metazoa, Rotifera, Eurotatoria, Adinetida, Adinetidae.
AUGCAAUUGACACCAACUACACAACUCAAAUGUCUUGUUGGCGGUGGUGCUGGUUUCAUCGGCAGUCACUUAGCACGACGAUUGAAAUUAGAAGGUCAUUAUGUAAUUGUAGCAGAUUGGGCACGAAAUGAAUAUUUUAUUGAAGAUGAAUUCUGUAAUGAAUUUCUUCAUAUUGAUUUACGUGUACUUGAUAAUUGUCUCAAAGCAUCAGCUGGAUGUGAUUGGGUAUUUAAUUUAGCUGCCGAUAUGGGUGGAAUGGGCUUUAUCGAAUCGAAUCAUUCUCUGCUCGUCGCAAUGGUUAUGACCGAAGAUGCAAAAAGUUUACGUGAGGAUGAUGCAUGGCUUGGAAAACCACAAGGUGCAUAUGGUCUGGAGAAACUCGUUUCCGAAGAAAUUGCCAAGCAUUAUGGCCAUGAUUUUUCACUCGAAAUUCGUAUUGCUCGAUUUCAUAAUAUUUAUGGACCUCAAGGUACAUGGAAAGGAGGUCGAGAGAAAGCACCGGCAGCUUUUUGCCGCAAAGUGCUUGUCGCAUACGAAGGAAAUAAUAACGGUGUAGUGCAAAUAUGGGGUGAUGGGAAACAAACACGCUCAUUCUGUUAUAUUGAUGAUUGUAUCGAAGGUGUUCUACGAAUAAUGAUGAGUGACUAUAAUAAACCUUUAAAUUUAGGUAGUGAUAAAAUGUUUUCAGUCAAUGAAAUAUGCGAUAUAGUAGCUGAAGUUGGAGGCGUUUCAAUUCAUAAAAAAUAUAUUUCCGGACCUGAAGGUGUUCGUGGUCGUAAUAGCGACAAUACACGUAUCCAAUCGAUACUUAAUUGGGCACCACAUAUAACUCUUAAAGAAGGUAUUCGAAAAACGUAUGCUUGGAUCCAAGGUGAAAUCGAAAAAGAACGAUCAUCGAUAAAUAUCGCUCAAUAUGCAGAUUCAAUCAUCAUUAAGGAAGCGAUUAAUAGCUUGCAACAGAUUGGGGAAGUUAAAAACUAA